Caenorhabditis remanei is the source of this 1185-nucleotide messenger RNA. RefSeq lists its product as uncharacterized. Lineage: Eukaryota; Metazoa; Nematoda; Chromadorea; Rhabditida; Rhabditidae. The coding region runs from base 1 to 1185 and encodes 394 amino acids. Gene Ontology annotation, molecular function: protein binding. The record is from RefSeq and is a predicted model, not a curated record. The transcript is spliced from 5 exons.
AUGUAUACGUGUGGCAAUCGAAAAGUGAUUCCAAAUAUGCCGGAUUUGAUACUCCGGAAAAUAUUCGAACAAUAUGAUUAUCCCGUUUUAUGUAAAAUGGAAAGAGUUUGCAAACGAUGGAUGAAUAUUAUCAAUACGAAAUUUAGGAAAGAGAUUCAUGAAGUUUCUAUUGAAAGGCUGGGAUCAAUGUUCCCUCAAGCCCAUCAAUGUGUUCCAUUCCGUCGUCUUACCAUCAGUUGCCCAUCGGAUUCCCAUGAUUUUCUGGCUGGCGUAUUCCGUCGUAGCCGUCUCUCGUUCAUGAAAAUGACAACUGAUUUGAACUUUCUUGCUGGUAUUGAUCAGAUCCACGUUGCCAAGGACACUGGUCGCCGUUAUUUCUCAAAUGUCGAAGACUUGUGGCUUCUGAUUAUUCAUCCAGAUGACGAUGCUACUCAACGAUUCCUCAAUAUCGAGGGAACUCUUUUCAGUGAACUUCAACAACUGACUCUCCAAGUUCAUGUCGACCCUCGUUACUUCAAAAACGUCGGAGAAAUUGUGAAAAGUUUCAUCCUUCGUCAUCCGAAAUCAAAUAUAAAUUUGGAAUUGCAUGCUGAGAAAUCGAUGCAUAUUCUGAACCAAUUGAGUGCUCUUCCCUCACUUCCGUUGUAUAAAAUCAAACUAAUCUGCACGGAUUUCGAUCAACCUCAAUUGAGAUUGGAUCAACUGUAUGGUGUUAUGAGGGAGCAGAAUAUUCAAGCGAAGAAUAUCACUAUGAGAGACUGGUCUCUAUUUGCUGAUGGCACGACUCCUGUCUCCUACAACCCAUUGGACACUUUCAGAAUCUCUUCGUGUUCGAUUGAAACCGUUGAUAAUUUAGUUAGAAGUCUCCAGAUGACAGCUUCUCAAUCAACUCAAGUAGAUGGUGUUCCACCGGCAAAGAAAAAGAAAAUUGUGAAGAAAAAGAAAGAAACGGAAGUUGUGACUGAAGAGGGAUUGGUUCCAAAACCAAAGAAAAAGAUUGUGAAAAAAGUAGUGAAGAAGAAGAAACCAGUGGUUUAUAUUAAGAGAUUGGAGGUAGCUGGCCAGUGUACUCUUCAUGGACUCACUUUCUUGCAGCAAAAAGCUCAUACUGAAUUGGAACGUCGUCUGACUACAGUAAUUCCCGGAUUAGACGUAGAUUGCAGUGAAAUAUAUUAUUGUUGGUAG